This is a messenger RNA of Passer domesticus (house sparrow), 4109 nucleotides long. It is a transcript of the gene NFKBIZ, whose product is annotated as NFKB inhibitor zeta. The transcript has 12 exons. Gene Ontology annotation, cellular component: nucleus. Gene Ontology annotation, molecular function: DNA binding; POU domain binding. Bases 521 to 2620 code for a protein of 699 amino acids. Gene Ontology annotation, biological process: regulation of gene expression. NCBI's taxonomy places the organism in Eukaryota, Metazoa, Chordata, Aves, Passeriformes, Passeridae. The record is from RefSeq and is a predicted model, not a curated record.
CGUGCCAAUGGCGACAUGAGGUGGCACCAGCAGCGGUGGGAAGCUGAGGGACAAUCUGCUCAUUCCCACCUCUGCAGCUCUAUAAGAGGGUGGCAAUCAAUGGUUGCAUGGAUUGUGAGCGAGGGGUGCCAAGGCUGCAUCCGGACAACGCCCUCAGGUUGGUUCUUGGGAUGUCCCGGGCAGGGCCAGGACUUGGACUCCAUGGUCCUGACGCGGCCUUUCCAGCUCAGGAUAUUCUGUUCAUCCCGCGAAGCCCACGGGGGGAAGCUUGGACCACGACUCCCACCCGGAAUCCCGCAGGGAGAGGCAGCGGGCCCUCACGGCCAGGCUCCUCCCGCCGCCCUUACGGGAAGCGCGGCCCCGCCCGGCGCGGCCCCUCCCGCGGGGGGCGGACCCCGUAUAAGCGCGGCCGCGGCCCCGCGCCCCCAGAGCCCGCUCCGCCGCCCGCUCAGCCCUGGCCGUGCCCGCGCCCGCUCCGCCGCCCGCCGCCCCGCGCCGCCGCCCGCCGCGCCGCACCGCCAUGAUCGUGGAGAGCAGCCGGGACGCGGCGCCCGAUGGCGGCGACGGCGGCGCCCUCAGCAGCCCCAUCAACCUCGCCUACUUCUACGGGGCCUCGCCCCACUCCAGCGAGGGUAGCUGCUCGCCGGCGCACUCCUCCGCCCCGGGCUCGCCGGGAUCCGACUCGGACCUCUCGGUGAGCAGCCGCGGCGGCGGCCGGAGGGACCCCCGGGGCGGCCCCCGCCCCGCGCUGCAAGUUGAACAACACAUGGGGGGAGGAAAGCAGCACAGAGGACCUUUCCAGGGGGUCCGUGUGAAGAACUCGGUGAAGGAGCUGCUGCUGCACUUCAGGAGCAGCAAGCAGAUGUCCUCGGGUCCUGCCACCGAGGAAAGCAAGGCACAAGGAGGAUUGGUGAACUACGAACCAUACACAGAACUGAAGAACAUAUUGGGCCACAGUGGCAAAAGAAAGGCUCCUGAACUCCUUUCUGAUGGACCUUCUUUCAAACGCCAAGCGAAUGUUCACCCACAUCUCCUGACCCCACCCCAGACACCAACUUCUAUGGAUAGCAUGGAGGAGCCCCAUAAAACUGACCCGAAGCGCGACAGCAGUUCUGAUCUGCUUCAGAACAUUAUAAACAUCAAGAACGAGUCGAGCCCCAUCUCCCUGAACACGGUGCAGGUGAGCUGGUUGCACUCGGUCUCCAGCCACGACUCGCCUGCUGAGCAGUACCAGGACAGCCCGGGAACACAGGCUUUCUCCCCGUCCCAGAAGUACCAAGCAUUCCAAGACCACACCAGCCAGCAUCUGCUUGAGCCACCCCAACAUUACCAGUUCCCUGCAUCCCAGAACCAAGAUUUGUCCCAGAGUUAUCCUUCAGAUGCCUCCCUGGACUACAGGCCGUUUGUUGCCAGUGACCAGUCUCCUGCCUACCACCAGGGCACCUUUGAGAGCCACGAGCUGCCGUACUGUCCGCCGCAGAGCUUCUCUUCCCUCUUGAAUGACUCUGAAGGCUCUGACAGCAUCUCCGGUCCCCUCCAGUCACUGAGCAGUGCCCACCCACAGGCCGAGGUUACCCCUCAUGGCCCCAACUUCAGCUUGCUCUCCAGCAACCUCUGUGGCAGUCUGGAGCGCAGCAUCUCUUUGGCUACUCUGAAUGGCUCGCUGCCUGACCAAAAUGUUGCCAGAAGCACAACGCAGCUGGGAAAGUCAUUUUUUCAGUGGCAAGUGGAACAGGAGGAGAACAAACUGGCUAACAUCUCUCAAGACCAGUUCCUUGCAAAAGAUGCUGACGGAGACACCUUCCUCCACAUCGCUGUGGCCCAGGGCCGUCGAGCACUCUCCUAUGUUCUUGCAAGGAAGAUGGCUGCCCUGCACAUGCUGGAUAUUAAAGAGCACAAUGGCCAGAGUGCUUUCCAGGUUGCUGUGGCUGCCAAUCAGCAUCUCAUUGUGCAGGACCUGGUUAGCUUGGGGGCUCAAGUGAACACCACAGACUGCUGGGGAAGGACGCCGCUGCAUGUCUGCGCUGAGAAGGGGCAUGCCCAGGUCCUCCAGGCAAUCCAAAAGGGAGCUAUGGGAAGCAAUCAGUAUGUGGACCUUGAGGCAACAAACUAUGAUGGUUUGACAGCAUUGCACUGUGCAGUCCUGGCCCAUAAUGCUGUGCUGCAUGAACUGCAGAACUGUCAGCCACCUCACUCCCCUGAGGUCCAGGAGCUUCUGCUGAGAAACAAGAGCCUGGUAGAAACCAUCAAGAUCCUGAUACAAAUGGGAGCCUCUGUUGAAGCAAAAGAUCGCAAAAGUGGUCGCUCCGCUUUACAUUUGGCAGCAGAAGAAGCAAACCUGGAGCUCAUUCGUCUCUUUUUGGAGCUGCCCAACUAUCUCUCUUUUGUUAAUGCAAAGGCUUACAACGGCAACACAGCCCUGCACGUGGCGGCCAGCCUGCAGUACCGCGUGAGCCAGCUGGAUGCUGUGCGCCUGCUCAUGCGCAAGGGAGCCGAUCCCAGCGCCAGGAACUUGGAGAAUGAGCAGCCAGUUCAUCUGGUUCCUGAUGGCCUUGUAGGGGAGCAGAUAAGACGUAUCCUCAAAGGGAAGGCGAUUCAGCAGAGAGUGUCGCCGUUUUAGGCUCCAUGUUUCUUGGAGUUCAGCAACUUACACUCACUGUCAGUCAGGCAGUCCUAAUCUAUCUGUAAAUAGAGCAUUUGCCUGGUGUGGGCAAAUGUUAGUUGUUUCUGUGAAACAAAAGUAUUUUGUUCACUAUUAUAUAGUGGGUUACGUAAGAGUAAAAAAGCCCCAAACCCAGCAAUCAAAUUCCUCCAGCCAAAAGGGAAUGCUUCAUUCCCAAGUAUGUGGAACAUUUUCCUGGCUACCUGUAUUUUCUGUAUUUCAUAGCUAUGGUGAGACUGAUUUUAUUUAAACGGCCAAUACAGAUAACAUCUAGACAAGGGCAAUUCUUUGGGAAUUUUUUUUUUUAAUUUUAGAGUGCUGAUACAGGUCAAAAUUGCAGAGAUUUUUGUUGUGUUUUUAGUAACACUUAAAUACAAGAGAAAUUAAAUAUUUUUGAAGUUGAACAUUAUUUAUGUAACUUUGCGGCUUUGUUCCAGUACCUUGUGCAGGAUUGUAUAUAGUCACUGACAUUAUUGUACAGCUGUAUAGUUCUAAGAAUCUAUUGAUCACGUGGGGAAGGAUCUGAAGAAACAAGUUCCUUGAUCUUGAACUUGCAAAUUGCAUACAGGGUUAGAAAACUAUACUGGUGCAAAUCAGGUAAAUUCUGUUGUUCUGAAAGACUGAGGUUGGAAAGUAGAGUUAUGAUAGAUUGUCCCUGGCACUGAUUUGUGCAUACUUUUGGAGUUGUGUAAUAAAACAUGAAAAGCUGUGCUUAUUCAGGGGACUGUGUCAGUUUUUCUUGUACCCAGUAGGGGUUUUGUCUUGUGAUAGAACAAUAGAUUGAGAGAGGAGGAUCAUUAUUUUUAUAGUAUGUAUGUAACUUGUACUUUUAAUCCUGAUUCAGUGCAAGUGUUUGGCCUGCACUUCACUGUUGAUGCAUGCUGAAAUCUCUCAAUGUUAAUUAUAAUACUUCAAUGUGUUAAGCCUUACUGGUUGGGCUUAAGCCUUACUAGUUGGUGGGGCUUAAGCACAUGUAUAAGUAGCUUUCUGAAUUGGGCUCUAGUUAAUUCUAGAGACUUAGUUUUCCAUCUCCUAAGCAGAGUUAGUCCAUUUAUGGUUUUACCUUAUAGGUAUAGUGGCUAGCAAAGUAAUAUUUGACAUUAACAGUUUUCUAUUUUUUAAUAAUUAUUAAUGGAAAAUGUAUAUUAAUGAUGCUGUAUACUUGUGUUCUCUUGGAUAAAACUUCCUCCUGUCAUUUUCUGAAUGAUCCAUGCUGGGCUGUAAUCCAGUAAUAUGUUCUCUGUAUGGUCUUUGUUCUUAAACUGUUUUUUUUUCAUCACAUGCAGUUCUCUGUUGUAACCAUUUAAUUAGUCUGAUUAUGCUGUUUUGGCAAAGUAUGUCUUGUAGACAAGCUAAAUGAAAAAAUCUGAUAUGCAGAGGCUUAGUUGCAAUGUAUUUCUUGAAGGGGUAUGUGUAACUUGUGUUUGAAUAAACAUGCUCAUUUAGU